AUGUGCAGUGCGGACGGUUUGGUGGUCACUCUACCGGAUGGAACGAAACUGCCAUGUUUGGGGCAAGCCACCUCAGGUCAGUACCUCCUACAGCCCGUACACGAACAGUACGCUGACAUCUACUGGGGCCUGUUACAGCCAGACACGGUUGAGCGACGAGGUAUCCUCUCGGCAUACAUGCUGUGGAAACCCUGGAUCGCCCUCCUGGAGCCCUAUAUCUCCCCUCCUGAUCCCCCUCACGUCACCCUCUUUUACGACAGGCUGCAGACAGAUUGGUAUCAGGACCAAUUCCAGGAACAACUGGAUGGUCAUGAAUGGACGAUUGAAUCACAAAAUAUUUAUGUGGCACCCCAGGGCGUGGCGGCAGCGGUCAAAUUGACUCCUGAACAGGCUGCAUGGUACAGGAUGGGGGAUGAAGCGUCCCCACAUGUCUCAUUAGCUCUACACCCCGCACAUCAGGCCAAAGAACUAGGGGGGACAGCAACUGAGCCUGACUAUACACUACCAUUCCAUUUAGAUGUCACUGGAACAGAACAGUGCACGAAUGGCAUUCUGUUCCAGAGAAAAGGGGGUGAAAGGGUGAUACUAAUGUACGUAAGUGUAAUGCUAGAUAACAUGGAAAAACGACACCCACAGUGCACCCAACACGCGGCAGGUGUAGCGAAGCUAAUACAAAAAACUGCACACAUAGUCAUGGGACAUCAACUACACAUAUUGACAACACACAGCGUGGUAGCAUACGUCAAUUCACAAGCAUUCACCCUCACCACACUACGACAAAGAAGAUUAAGCAAAAUCUUAGAAGCACCAAAAGUUUCCUUCACACAUGAAGGGAUCAACAUGGCAGAACAAAUGGGCGUAGGGGAACCACAUGAGUGUGCAGACAGAAUAUACCAGGAAGAGAGAGUGCGUCCAGACCUACAGGCAGAACCAAUAGAGGAAGCUAGAAACCUGUACACGGAUGGCUGCUGCUUCAGACAUGAGCAGGAAGGCCUUACAGCAGCCUAUGCAGUGGUUGAAGACAAGCAGGGAGAAAUGGUGAUCCUAAAGGCAAAAAAACUGGAAGGACAGCAGUCAGCACAGCAGGCGGAAGUGAAAGCAGUAGUGGAAGCCCUCAAACUUGGACAGGGACAGAAAAUUAACAUUUUCACAGAUUCAGCCUAUGCAGCUGGAGCAGUUCAUGUGGAAUUAGGACAGUGGAUGAGGACCGGAUUUCUAACAGCCACUAACAAACCUAUUAAACACGAAACAGAGAUGAAGGAACUAGCUGAAGCACUCCUGCUCCCAGAAAAGGUAGCGGUAGUUAAAUGCAAAGGGCAUGACAAAGGUGACACACCCAGGGUCAGAGGAAACAAUGCAGCUGACCAAGCAGCUAAACAGGCAGCUGGGUAUGAAGGGAGAGUCCUUAUGAUAUGUGCAGAGGCAGAGUCUACGCCCGAUAUGACAAAAGUAAUCCUUUUGCAAGCUGAAGCGUCUCCACAGGAAAAAACGUUGUGGAGGGCCAGAGGAGCCACAGAGACGGAUGGUCUCUGGAGGGGGCCAGAUGGGCGUCCCAUCAUCCCUCCAGGUUUGCGACAAACAGCAAUAGAGGAGGCGCAUGGAGUAGGCCAUGUAGGAGUGGCACAAAUGAUGAGGAACUUGGGAAAUUGGUGGCAUCCAUUCCUCAAAAGAAUGAUAAAACACGCAGUGCAAACGUGUGAAGUGUGCAUGCAAUACAACACCAGACCCACCAUCAAACCACAUCCUGGGAAAUAUCCUCUAGAGGCUAAAGUAGGAAAGGAGAUCAUUAUAGAUUAUACAGACAUGAUCACUUCGGUAAGGGGGUAUAGGUAUGUUUUGAUGUGUGUAGAUGCAUAAACGGGGUGGCCAGAAGCCUGGCACACCAAGAAAGAAGACAGUCAGUCAGUGGUCAAGUUUCUGAUUAAUCAGUAUAUUCCCAGACAUGGUUUUCCUGAAAAGAUCAGGUCAGAUAAUGGUACUCAUUUCAAAAACCAGGAUCUACAACGGGUGGAAACAAUGCUGGGUGUGAGACAUGCAUUUGGGACUGUGUAUCACCCACAGUCACAAGGAAAAGUAGAGAGGAUGAACCAAACGCUAAAAAACAAAUUGGCUAAAAUCUGUGCACAGACCAAAAUGAAUUGGCUGGACGCAUUACCCCUGGCACUAAUGUCAAUCAGAAGUUCAAUAAACCAAGGUACCGGAUAUACUCCGCAUGAGCUCCACACCGGGAGAGUAUUCCCUGGUCCCCAGGCCGCUUUUUCAGGCGCGUUACAUGAUGAUCAGCGAUUAACCCAUAAAGCUUAUUUCCAUGAACUACAGGGUCUCGUUGCAGCUUUCGCGAAGCAGGUAACCAACGGGAAAGAAGGGAAGGCCACCCAAACGUCCCCAGAUGUGGCUUGGGUUCUGCUGAGGGUCUUCAAGCGAAAGUGGGCGGAGCCAAGGUGGACAGGUCCUCAUCAGGUGGUCGAGAGAACCUCCCACGCGGUGAGGCUAAAGGGCAAAGGUGACACCUGGUUCCACUGGAAUCAGUGCGCAGCAGUAGAGGAACCACAGAGGUCGGUGGCGGAAGUCCAUCGGUCUCUACAAGCCGAGAGCACUGGGCUGGCUAGCUCAGAACCUAAGAUCACCACUAACGGGGCAGAAUAAUCCCCUGGUGACAAAAUAGGUAACAGGGUAGUCCACCCCUGUUACCGAAGCAAGAAGACGUCGAAAGGGGGAAAGGGAAACAGCGCUCCCUUCCUGCAUGUAGCAAAACCGCGCUACCCACGCAAGAAUUAAAAGCUAGAAAAAUUGAUUCAAUGUCGCCGGCUCAGCUUAGCAUUUGUAUUUUCUGUUGGAUAAUUGUACUCAUGGUGUUUGGCUGGGG
Molecule: messenger RNA, 2866 nt
Organism: Xiphias gladius (swordfish)
Lineage: Eukaryota; Metazoa; Chordata; Actinopteri; Istiophoriformes; Xiphiidae
Biological process (GO): DNA integration
Molecular function (GO): nucleic acid binding; RNA-DNA hybrid ribonuclease activity
Source: RefSeq, a predicted model, not a curated record